CUGAGUGCUUAACCGCCGACACAGCUGCGGGGAUUAUUCGUUUGCUCACUGCAGAAAACUUCCCCCUGAACUCCCUGCUCUGACCUGGCCUUGACUCGCCACACCCAGGACAGGAUGACGCCUCUGGUCACUCAUUUCCUGAUAGUUGGUUUGGUUGUCAUUGGUAUGCAAGAGGGUGUGCACAUGGAGGAGUGCAUCUUUGAGAAGCUAGACGAAGAGGACAGCAUGUUUUGCGGAGGGCAUCUAGAAAUUUUGUACCCAGAACUGGGAGAUGUUGGCUGUACAUAUAUUCCAAAGUGCAACUUAUACCGUAAACGGAUCAGCAAGGAAUGGAAUAGCCCAAAAGUCAGAUACCAGCAGGCAUAUGGGAAUAAGAAGUAUGUUCUCAUCAUGGUGGAUCCAGAUGCCCCCAGCAGAGCAAAUCCGAAGUACCGUUUCUGGAGACACUGGGUUGUUGUCAACAUCAAUGGUGCUGAACUGAAGAAUGGGAAUCUACAAGGCAAUGUGUUGUCAGACUACCGCCGACCCACACCACCAUCUCAAAGUGGCUAUCACCGCUACCAGUUCCUCCUCUAUGAACAGCCAACUUAUGAAGACAUAUCCUUGAGUCCAGAGGAAAGUGCAUCCACAGGUUCCUGGAACGUGGAGCACUUUGUGGAUAGGUUUGAGCUUGGAACACCUGUGGCUUCAACCCAAUUCAUCACUAAGGACUACAGUGACUAGGAGGAGCACCCACAGUAUUCCCUUUUGCUCUGAAAUGCUCUGGCUUGCAUUUUUACCCUUUGGAGAACAAGAGUGAAUCAACAACCUUCAUUCAGCACCAGCCUGUUGGCAUGUCAAAUGCAUUAUCACCAGUUCAGUGGGCUUCGUAGAGCUCGCUGUGAUCUACAGUCUUAGGAUUCUAACUUUCUUUCAUCUCACUUUCACUUGGUGUGAAGAGGACUUGUGUGGACACCUCUGGCUCUUUGGGCAUACAAACCUUAGUACUCAUUAUGCUAAGACCACUUGCAUUUUUA
Molecule: messenger RNA, 1016 nt
Organism: Elgaria multicarinata webbii
Lineage: Eukaryota; Metazoa; Chordata; Lepidosauria; Squamata; Anguidae
Gene: PEBP4
Product: phosphatidylethanolamine binding protein 4
Exons: 7
Coding region: 115-723 (202 amino acids)
Source: RefSeq, a predicted model, not a curated record